CUUCCACCACUGCCAUUGUGUUGUUAAUAACACACGAAGCCUCUUCAGAAUAUUUUGCUACUAUAUUGUUUUUGGUUUUCCAGUUGGUGUGUAGUUUCCCUGAGGAUAAAGUUGCGAAGAAGACGUCUCAAGGUUUGAUUGUAGAGAGGAAAUUUUCAUAGUUAUGCAAUGGCUUCAGCAAAGUUUUGAAAGAAGAGAGUGAGAAGCCCAGUGAGCAAGGAGUAUUUGCCAGAGAAGACUUGAUGUUGCAGUCAUUCAGAAUGGAGGGGUACCUCAUUCCACCUCCAGAAGAUAUGAUUGCCUACGAUCCUGAAAUGUAUCGACCACCUUUAGAAUAUUAUCCAUACCCCAACAGUGAUGGGGAAAGCCAUGGAGAUUAUAGCUGGGACCCCCUUCACAUGCACCCUGGCGAGUUUGAGAACCCUCAGCAAACCCACUUCACAGAACUGCAGAGCGUCCAGCCCCUGCAUAUCCCCAACCUGCAUCGGUACACAGACAUGGAGCCCAUCCAUUCCGCUCUGGACCCUGGGCUUGGACCGCAUCACCUGACAAUCCCCCAGCAGAUGCAAUAUUUCCCUCGCAACUUGUGCUACCCACACCCCUCCCCGGCCCAGCGCAGUUCAGAUGAGGAGGACCCAGGGGGCCGCAGCCCCCCCUUUGAGGUUUCAGAUGGAGAGGAGCUUGUGGACCAUAUCCCCUGUCCCUCUGGGGGAGAGGCCGGCAACAAGAAGAAGAUCCGCCUGUACCAGUUCCUGCUGGACCUUCUGCGGAAUGGGGACAUGAAGGACAGCAUCUGGUGGGUGGACAAGGACAAGGGCACCUUCCAGUUUUCCUCCAAGCACAAAGAGGCCCUGGCAAACCGCUGGGGGGUGCAGAAGGGCAACCGCAAGAAAAUGACCUACCAGAAAAUGGCCAGGGCCCUGCGGAACUACGGCAAGACCGGCGAGGUAAAGAAGGUGAAAAAGAAGCUGACGUAUCAGUUCAGUGGAGAGGUGCUGGGGAAGGGAGGCCAAGAGAGGAGGAUGUACCCAGUUGCAUAGGGCAACAAAGAGAGAGACCAUAAAUGUGUACUGUCUUCUCUGAAAAGGACGGAAACAGGCCGGCAUUUCUCUUUAUAAAAUGUUAUGGUAGCACCUUCAAAUAUUUGGCUGCAAAUUCCCAGCGAUGAAGUAACAGGUGUUAUUAAUUUAAAGGUACCAUGCAUGCCAUUGUUAAGGGGGGUAAUAACUUGUUUUUCUGUCUUGUGAUCUUGUAAAUAGCAUUAACUCACAGCCUUUAAGCCGUUCUUUUUUGUAAAGCUUGUAGAUGUUCUGAAAAGGAAAAAAAAAGGUUCAUGUCUCAUAUUAAGAUGGCAACCAUGGAAAAUCAUGGUUGCUGUUGAAAAAGGGGAAAUGAAAAUAAAUGACACAGCCUCCUGCAAAACUUGGUGGAAAACAUCAGAGUGCUCCGGCGUCUAAUGCGCUUGACAACACUGCCCCCACCUGGUCACAAAUUAAUAUUGCUUACAAUAUUGUGUAAAAUUGUAAAGGUCAGACACGGUAGUCUUGAAACCGUCGGUACUCGGAGUUUCACCUCCAGUAAUGUCGGUGCUUUCAAUUUCAGAGGGGAAUACUACUUGAGUACAUGUUUGGAAACGGUUCCCAAAUAUUUACAAGAGGAAAACUCUCUUAACUCUCAUUGUUUAUUGUCUUGAAUUUCAUGAGAUUUUAAUUAAAUUAUUAAAAUGUCUGUUUCCUGAAAUAGCCUGUGCAGUAGAAUCAACAAUUUUGUUUUUAAUCAUUUUUAAUAGUUUAUCAUAGAAUUUGUGUCUUGCUUGACAUGGUCACGAUUUUAGUAUUUUUAUUAAAGCAGACUGUGGCUCUGACGUAAACAAGCAUUUAAAAAAAACUUGACUACGAAAGCUACAGACAUUAUCCACUGCCAUUUAGAAAACUUCGCACUAAGGUGUUUUUAACAAAUACCUUAAAAACGUCCGAUGCCAUCCAUUAAGCCUAAACAACAUACUUUCAGGGAGAUUUUACAGUCAGUGCAUUUUCAUAAUGACUGAUGCAGUCAAGAAAAUAUUUUAGACAUUUAUACUCCCACGAAGAGCAUGAGGAAUAGUUUAAAAUGAAUUGCUUUUCUUUGUUGACUGUUAGAAAAUAGCCAACAGAUGCAGUCUUUUUCAAACAGACAACAUGGUGCGUAUACCAUGUCAUGUUCUUUGUCUCUAUGUGUUUGUCAUUCAAUUCCUCAGUUACAGUGUAUCAUGAAUCAUAUAUUUCACAUGAAGCAUACUGCGUUUCAGAAUUCUUCCUUCAGAAUCGUCUCCUGACAAGGUUUUUACUGUGUUUUGCUUUGUUCAUUUCU
Megalops cyprinoides (Indo-Pacific tarpon) is the source of this 2349-nucleotide messenger RNA. It is a transcript of the gene spi1b, whose product is annotated as Spi-1 proto-oncogene b. Gene Ontology annotation, biological process: regulation of transcription by RNA polymerase II; cell differentiation. The coding region runs from base 243 to 1040 and encodes 265 amino acids. Gene Ontology annotation, molecular function: DNA-binding transcription factor activity, RNA polymerase II-specific; sequence-specific DNA binding. Gene Ontology annotation, cellular component: nucleus. NCBI's taxonomy places the organism in Eukaryota, Metazoa, Chordata, Actinopteri, Elopiformes, Megalopidae. The record is from RefSeq and is a predicted model, not a curated record. The transcript has 5 exons.